AAAACAGAAGAUAAGCCUCCAUUCUUGCUAUUUCCAUUUCCUUCCCAAAACCAACAAACACAGAAAUGGCGACGCUGUCAAUGGACAUAGCCACAACUUUCAUCAACUUCACCACUCGUUGCGGCGGUGUUCGCCGCCCUCCAACCGCACCUCUCUCCGGGGUCAUCCCUCUCUUCUUCAAACCCUCUACCAUCCAUACUCGGUCCCUUUCUUCCAAAACACUGUCGCCUUUGUCUCGCUCUGUUUUAUGCACCUCCAAAGCUAACCGCUUCCGCCAGUUCUCUGUAUCCGCCACAGCCACUGCUACUCCGCAAAGCGAGGAUUCCGACGUUUGCACUAAAAUUCCGCCUGAUAAUCGUAUUCCCGCCACCAUAAUUACCGGCUUUUUGGGUUCUGGCAAGACAACAUUACUCAAUCACAUCUUGACUGCAGAUCAUGGGAAGCGCAUAGCAGUGAUAGAGAAUGAGUUUGGCGAAGUAGAUAUUGAUGGCUCUCUUGUCGCUGCUAAAUCUGCCGGGGCUGAGGACAUAGUCAUGCUUAACAAUGGCUGUCUCUGCUGUACUGUAAGGGGCGACCUUGUGAGGAUGAUUGCAGAGCUAGUCAAUAGGAAGAAAGGGAAAUUUGACCAUAUUGUAAUAGAGACUACAGGAUUGGCAAAUCCUGCCCCAAUCAUUCAGACAUUUUAUGCCGAGGAUCAGGUUUUCAAUGAUGUCAAGUUAGAUGGUGUUGUAACUUUAGUUGAUGCCAAACAUGCGACCUUUCAUCUGGACGAGGUCAAACCAAAGGGAGUGGUCAAUGAGGCAGUAGAGCAAAUUGCUUAUGCUGACCGCAUAAUUGUAAACAAGACUGAUCUUGUUGGCGAGCCAGAAAUUACGUCCUUGGUUAAGCAGAUAAGGAACAUUAAUAGCAUGGCUCAUCUCAAGCGGACAGAGUUUGGAAAAGUUGACUUGGAGUAUGUGCUUGGAAUAGGAGGAUUUGAUUUGGAGAGAAUUGAGAGUUCCGUCAAUGAUGAAGGUGCAAAAGAUCAUGAUCAUGACCACAAUCAUGAUCAUGGCCACGAUCAUCACCAUCAUCAUCAUCAUGAACACGACCAUAAACAUGAUCAUGAUCAUACUCACGACCCAGGAGUUUCCUCUGUCAGCAUAGUUUGCGAAGGGAGCUUAGAUCUUGAGAAGGCUAACAUUUGGCUCGGUACAUUGUUGUUGGAUCGUAGCGAGGACAUUUAUCGGAUGAAAGGUCUUCUUUCUGUUCAGGGCAUGGAUGAGAGGUUCGUCUUUCAGGGAGUUCAUGACAUAUUCCAAGGAUCACCAGACCGGUUAUGGGGAGCGGACGAACCGAGAGUAAACAAGAUUGUUUUCAUCGGGAAGAACUUGAAUGCAGAGGAACUGGAGAGGGGUUUUAAAGCUUGUUUACUGUGAUGAUUUGAUCCUCUGAGCAGAGUAGACCAUUGCAUUUUGACCUUAUAAUAUACCUAGAGAUAGAUAUAUAAAUAUAAGGGCUCCUAUUUCUUCUGGCAUUUAUGGAUAGAGAAACAUACGUGCUUGAAUGUGCAAGGUGGGAAACAACAAUGUUAUUUAUUUUCAUCAUUUAAUGUUUGUAGAGAGGUUUCCGACACUAUUGUUAGGAAAUAAA
This is a messenger RNA of Hibiscus syriacus, 1632 nucleotides long. RefSeq names its product COBW domain-containing protein 1-like. Gene Ontology annotation, cellular component: cytoplasm. Bases 66 to 1418 code for a protein of 450 amino acids. NCBI's taxonomy places the organism in Eukaryota, Viridiplantae, Streptophyta, Magnoliopsida, Malvales, Malvaceae. The record is from RefSeq and is a predicted model, not a curated record. The transcript is spliced from 10 exons.